Onychostoma macrolepis is the source of this 632-nucleotide messenger RNA. RefSeq lists its product as uncharacterized. The record is from RefSeq and is a predicted model, not a curated record. The transcript has 2 exons. The coding region runs from base 9 to 632 and encodes 207 amino acids. Gene Ontology annotation, molecular function: nucleic acid binding. NCBI's taxonomy places the organism in Eukaryota, Metazoa, Chordata, Actinopteri, Cypriniformes, Cyprinidae.
UCUCUAGCAUGACUAGAAGACCUUCUGGGGGAGGACGCCAACGCCUGUUCACACAACAGCAGGAACUUGCCGUUGUGGACCUAGUGAGGGCAGACAAUGCCAUCCGUCUCCACCAGCUACGACAGAAAAUACUUGCAGACAGCCAAGUGUUCAACAACAUAAACCAUGUGAGCAUCAGCACCAUCAGACGCAUCUUGGGAAAACACAACAUCACCAUGAAGCAGCUCUACAGGGUCCCAUUUGAGAGGAACAGCGUCAGGGUCAAAGGACUUCGAGCUGAAUAUGUACGGAGAAUCUUGGCCAUGGAUGGAGCUGCACAGCCUCAUGAAUUCAUUUUCAUUGAUGAAGCUGGAUUUGACCUGAGCAAAACAAGACGACGGGGUCGUAAUGUAAUUGGCCAAAGGGCAAUUGUGCACGUCCCGGGGCAGCGCGGGGGAAAUAUCACAUUGUGUGCCGCCAUAAGCCUUCGGGGGCUUCUGCAUCAUCAUGCAAAACUAGGUCCAUACAAUAGCCAACAUAUACUCACAUUUCUAGAUGCUCUCCAUAAUAUAGUUGUACAGAACAGACCAGAUCAGCCCAGGUUUGUGGUGGUAGGGGAUAAUGUCAGUUUCCAUCGGGCUGCUCUGGUCUAG